Messenger RNA from Theobroma umbraticum, 1643 nucleotides. Its product is annotated as fission ELM1-like protein (DUF1022). Gene Ontology annotation, cellular component: mitochondrial outer membrane. Gene Ontology annotation, biological process: mitochondrial fission. NCBI's taxonomy places the organism in Eukaryota, Viridiplantae, Streptophyta, Magnoliopsida, Malvales, Malvaceae. The record is from RefSeq and is a predicted model, not a curated record.
UCAUUUCAGAGGCGGCUAAUGAGACCCAUCAGGCUUCCUGAACAGUCCGUAGGCCGGAGGAGCAGGGCGGAGGUGUUCGAAGGUGGGAUUUAUGGGGCAAUAAAACGGGUUGUUGUGAUUGGAAACGGCUUCUCUGGAGCUGAGAGUCAAUGCAUCGGCUUGGUUCGGGCUUUAGGCCUCUCGGGUUGUCAUUCCUUAUACCGUGUUACAAGGCCAAGAGGAGGGAUUAAUGGGUGGCUUCAUUGGCUUCCAGUUUCUCUUCAUAAAAAGGUGAAUUAUAUUAUGAGGCAAAUUUAUUCACCAUUUCAAAUGGAAGCUAGAGGGGAUGAAGUGGUGCCUUUUGCAGUUCAAAAAACAGGCUUAUCCAAUGUUCUAGAAGCUGAUGCCAAGCAAAUUGCAAAGAUGGCUCGUGAUACAUUUGACAAGGAUGGUCCUCUGUUGGUGGUCGCAUCUGGUCGGGAUACAAUUCCUGUUGCGAGCUCCAUUAAACGGUUAGCUCCAGAAAAUGUUUUUGUUGUUCAGAUACAACAUCCACGGUCACAGCUGAAUAGGUUUGAUUUAGUUAUUACUCCACGUCAUGAUUUUUAUCCAUUGACUCCUCAUGCACAGAAACAAAUUCCUUGGUUUCUCCGGAGGUGGAUAACUCCCCGUGAACCUCCUGAUAGAUGUGUGGUUCUAACUGUGGGAGCUCUUCAUCAGGCUGAUUCUGCUGCUCUCAGAAGUGCUGCUUCUGUCUGGCACUAUGAACUGUCACCACUUCCAAAGCCCUUGCUUGUUGUCAACAUUGGAGGGCCAACAAGCAGCUGCCAAUAUGGUGUGGAUCUUGCAAAGCAGUUAACAGCUAUGCUGCAGAAUGUCCUUUGGAGUUGUGGCAGCCUUAGAAUAUCUUUCUCUAGAAGGACUCCUGAGAAGGUAUCAAAAAUCUUAUUGAAAGAGUUCAGUGCUAAUCCAAAGGUUUACAUCUGGGUUGGUGAAGGUCCUAACCCACAUAUGGGACAUCUAGCUUGGGCCAAUGCUUUUGUUAUCACAGCUGACUCAGUAAGCAUGUUGAGUGAGGCUUGCACUACUGGAAAACCAGUCUAUGUUGUAGGAGCUGAGAGAUGUACAUGGAAGUUUGCAGACUUCCAAAAGUCUCUGCAGGAACGAGGAGUGGUUCGCCCUUUCACCGGCAAAGAGGAUAUUUCUGAGAGCUGGGGGUAUCCUCCAUUAAAUGAUACUGCAGAGGCUGCUAGCCAGGUGAUCAAGGCACUUGCUGAGCGUGGAUGGACAAUUCAUACAUAAUCAGCUUCUAGCAUUUGAUUAUUGGGCAAGCAUUUGCAAUUGCUUCCUUCUGUGAUCAGAGUUUCAUCCGGUUUUUACCAAUAGAGUGAUCUGCUUUUACACAAAUGUCCAAUGGCUUACACAUGAUAAAAGUUGUCCUUUUUUUUCACAAUCAAUUUUGUCACACCUUGUUUGUUGUCCCACACCACUACAAUUUUGAGCAGAAGAGCCUGUUAUGUUAGCUAAAAAGCAGACAUGAAUUCUACUGCAUUCAUCAUGUUUUGGUCCAAAUUCUAGUCAAUGAAAGAAUCACAGUUUUAUUUUGCUCCAGCUCCUCUGUGAAAUAUGUAGAUUAUGAACUAGAUAGUAGAUGCACAAUUAAA